Molecule: messenger RNA, 1618 nt
Organism: Echinops telfairi (small Madagascar hedgehog)
Lineage: Eukaryota; Metazoa; Chordata; Mammalia; Afrosoricida; Tenrecidae
Gene: VPS36
Product: vacuolar protein sorting 36 homolog
Exons: 13
Coding region: 75-1061 (328 amino acids)
Biological process (GO): protein transport to vacuole involved in ubiquitin-dependent protein catabolic process via the multivesicular body sorting pathway
Cellular component (GO): late endosome membrane; ESCRT II complex
Molecular function (GO): phosphatidylinositol-3-phosphate binding; ubiquitin binding
Source: RefSeq, a predicted model, not a curated record
AAGUUGAUGCUGGGACCCUCCUUCUUAGUACACACCGACUGAUUUGGAGAGAUCAGAAAAACCAUGAAUGCUGCAUGGCCAUUCCUCUUUCUCAAAUUGUGUUCAUCGAAGAACAGGCAGCGGGAAUUGGGAAAAGUGCCAAAAUAGUGGUUCAUCUUCACCCAGCGCCACCUAACAGAGAACCUGGCCCGUUCCAGAGCAGUAAGAAUUCCUACAUCAAACUCUCCUUCAAAGAACAUGGCCAGAUUGAGUUCUCCAGGCGCCUAUCGGAGGAAAUGACCCAGAGAAGAUGGGAGAAUAAGCCGGUGUCCCAGUCGGUACAAGCAAAUAAAGGAUCCCAGCCAGGAAGAAUAAGGGCUGUAGGAAUUGUAGGCAUUGAAAGGAAACUGGAAGAAAAAAGAAAAGAAACGGACAAGAACAUUUCUGAGGCCUUUGAAGACCUCAGCAAGCUCAUGAUCAAGGCUAAGGAAAUGGUGGAGUUAUCAAAAUCAAUCGCUAAUAAAAUUAAAGACAAACAGGGGGACAUCACAGAAGAUGAGACCAUCCAGUUCAAAUCCUACCUGCUGAGCAUGGGAAUCGCUAACCCAGUGACCAGAGAAACCUACGGCUCAGGCACGCAGUACCACAUGCAGCUGGCCAAACAGCUGGUUGGAAUAUUGCAGGUGCCUUUAGAGGAACACGGGGGCAUUAUGUCACUGACAGAGGUCUACUGCCUAGUAAACCGUGCUCGAGGGAUGGAGUUGCUCUCACCUGAAGAUUUAGUGAAUGCCUGCAAGAUGCUGGAUGCCCUGAAACUACCUCUCAGGCUCCGAGUCUUUGAUAGUGGAGUCAUGGUGAUUGAGCUUCAGUCGCACAAGGAAGAGGAAAUGGUGGCCUCAGCCCUGGAGACGGUUACAGAAAAGGGAUCCUUAACAUCGGAAGAGUUUGCCAAGCUUGUGGGGAUGUCUGUCCUUCUUGCCAAAGAAAGAUUGCUUCUUGCUGAGAAGAUGGGCCACCUUUGCCGAGACGACUCCGUGGAAGGGUUGCGGUUUUAUCCCAAUUUGUUUAUGACCCAGGGCUGAGGGUUGUUCGGAUUUGGAAUCACUCUCAUCCAUAGAUUUACGCCAUGGAGAGGCUGUGCACAGAAUUGAACGAAGAGCCAAACUUUGAGAAACAGAGAAUCCACGGGGCUUUUGCCUUGUUUUAUUAAACUCCCUUAAUUCCUUUCUAAAUGUUAUGGACUAGGACUCUUCUAAGGAUAACUUAUAGGAAAACACAGAUACAUGAGUGCCAGGGUGGAUUUGAACCCAUGCUGUGGAGGACUGAUGUUGAACUUGCAAUCUGGUGGAUUGUAACUGGAUCCUCAAAUCUAACCCUUUUCAAAGGUGGGAAUUUAGUUCAGGGGCAGGAAAAAGGAACGCUGAUCCUUGAGCAGGUUGGACCAUCGCUUUGGGGUGACUAGAAUUCCCUGCCUGGUACCUGAGGUCUUCCUCUGGGUCUCAUGUCCCCGUUUCCGGGGUCCUCACGGAGCAAGUCCCACCUCAAGCGGAGUUAAGAACUUGGACCGGCACAGCUGGCUGCAUCACGUGGAGUUGGACUUCUCCCUUCAGCAGACCAAAUAAAGCACCAUUUCGGAGGA